Messenger RNA from Oxyura jamaicensis (ruddy duck), 2270 nucleotides. RefSeq names its product activating transcription factor 7 (gene ATF7). The record is from RefSeq and is a predicted model, not a curated record. Gene Ontology annotation, molecular function: DNA-binding transcription factor activity, RNA polymerase II-specific; cAMP response element binding. NCBI's taxonomy places the organism in Eukaryota, Metazoa, Chordata, Aves, Anseriformes, Anatidae. The transcript has 11 exons. The coding region runs from base 151 to 1623 and encodes 490 amino acids. Gene Ontology annotation, biological process: regulation of transcription by RNA polymerase II.
UAGCGAGGCGUCUUCCGAGGGGACAAUGGCCGAACCUCUCCGAUGAGCCUCAGCCCAGCGGGCUCCCUCCUGACAAUUCCCAAUUUGCUUCCCAAAUUAACGUCAGGGGAUCGGAUUGGAGCUGCGGCACCGGCUGUCCCGGAGCGGUAAAUGGGGUUUUCCAUCCAUGGGAGCCCCCUGUCCGAGGCCCGCUCCCCUGGCACGGCUUGCCCUUGUGCUCCUCCAAGGAGGUUUACAAACGAGGACCACCUGGCGGUUCAUAAACACAAGCAUGAGAUGACAUUGAAAUUCGGCCCUGCUCGAACCGACUCAGUCAUCAUAGCAGAUCAGACCCCGACCCCGACUCGGUUCCUGAAGAACUGCGAAGAGGUGGGACUCUUCAACGAGCUGGCCAGCUCCUUCGAGCACGAGUUCAAGAAAGCCGCCGAGGAUGACGAGAAAAAGAGCGCUGGAGCCCUGGACAUGUCUCUGCCCUCAACCCCAGACAUCAAAAUAAAGGAGGAAGAGCCGGUGGAGGUGGACUCUUCCCCCCCAGACAGUCCUGCCUCUAACCCGCCGUCGCCGCAGAGCAAGGAGAAGGAGAUCGCCUCCAAGCCCGUCAUCGUCUCGACGCCCACCCCGACCAUCGUGCGCCCGGGCUCGCUGCCUCUGCACUUGGGCUACGACCCCCUGCACCCAACGCUGCCGUCCCCAACCUCCGUCAUCACCCAGGCUCCCCCUUCCAACAGGCAGCUCGGGUCGCCCACGGGUUCCCUUCCGCUUGUCGUGCAGCUUCCCAACGGGCAGACCAUGCCUGUCCUCCCGGGCCCUCCUGUGCAGAUGCCGUCAGUGAUAUCGCUGGCUCGGCCCAUGUCCAUGGUGCCCAACAUUCCCGGUAUUCCUGGGCCUCCCAUCAACAGCAGCGGGUCCAUCUCGCCGUCGGGCCUUCCUGUGCACUCGGAAGCCAAAAUGAGGCUGAAGGCCAGCUUGACGGCGUCUUCCUCGCUCAACGGCAGCAACCUGGUGGUGGGCUCAGCCAGCACGAUGGUGACCGCGCGCCCGGAGCAGAGUCAGAUCCUUGUCCAGCACCCCGACGCCCCCUCCCCGGCUCAGCCACAGGUUUCCCCUGCCCAGCCCACGCCCAGCACCGGCGGGCGGCGGAGACGCACGGUCGACGAAGACCCCGACGAGCGCCGGCAGCGGUUCCUGGAGCGCAACCGUGCCGCCGCGUCCCGCUGCCGGCAGAAACGCAAGCUCUGGGUGUCUUCCUUGGAAAAGAAAGCCGAGGAGCUCACGACCCAGAACAUCCAGCUGAGUAACGAAGUCACGCUACUGAGGAACGAAGUUGCUCAGCUGAAGCAGCUCCUGCUGGCUCACAAGGACUGCCCCGUCACUGCACUACAGAAGAAAACACAGGGCUAUCUUGAAAGCCCGAAGGAGAGCUCGGAGCCCACCGGCUCCCCGGCUCCCGUCAUCCAGCACAGCUCCGUCACCGCCUCCCCCAACGGGCUCAGCGUCCGCUCGGCGGCCGAAGCCGUCGCCACCUCGGUGCUCACGCAGAUGGCGAGCCAAAGGACAGAACUGGCCGUGCCGCUGCAGCCGCACGUCAUCAUGGCCCCACAGUCGCAGUCUGCCGGCAGAUGAUGGCGCAGCCCCCGCGCGGGACACGGAGCGAAGCAAAGCGCGGACUCUGGCCGUCCCCGAGUCCCCGAGCGGUGGGGACGGAGAUGGAUUUAUUUUUUUUCUUCCUUUUCUUUAUUAUUAUUAUUUUUUUUUUUUUUAAAGUGAGUUAAGGGCAGCUAUACGGCGCUUCUGACACUGCAUAGCCUGUACAGAUCCCGGCCCCGAACCGCUGCCGUGCGCGCGCCCACCCGUCCCUGCCGGACGGCUUCGCACCGAGCGCGUUCUCGAGCCUCCAUCACCGUGCGGAGCCACCCGGAGCCUCACUUUGAAAGCACCUGGGAAGGUUUGCUUUCAGGUAUCAGUUCCAUUAACACUAAACCUCCGUGCUCGGCGGAUCCCCGUGGCGCUCUCGCUCGUCCCAGUCCCCCCCCACCUUCCCUCGCCCUCCGCUCUCAGCAAAGGAAAACGCAGCUCCUGGGAGGCUGUGACAUUUAGUCGUGCUGUCAGUGUAUUUUAUUUUUAACAGCGUGCUGCUUCCAGGCAUCUGCUCUCCCCCCCCUCCACCACGUCUCUAGCUACCUGAAACAUUGCACCUUCGGACGAGGAAACCUCCUUGAGCUCCGAGGUUGAAGGGAUCGAGGUCGCUCUCCUCGCGGUAACUCGCAAGA